This is a messenger RNA of Malania oleifera, 1453 nucleotides long. RefSeq lists its product as uncharacterized. The transcript has 2 exons. Lineage: Eukaryota; Viridiplantae; Streptophyta; Magnoliopsida; Santalales; Ximeniaceae. The record is from RefSeq and is a predicted model, not a curated record. Bases 254 to 1249 code for a protein of 331 amino acids.
GAACCGUGAGCUCGAGCUCCCUCCAGAUCCAGUCCGUACACUCCAUUUCUUAAUCCAACGGUCCACGUUUCAUCACCCCCACGGUCUCCCUUCCCAGCUCCAUUUAUUUACACAUCAUCAUUUUCUGAUAUGCACCUCCCCCAUUUUCACAUCUCUCUCUCUCUCUCUCUCUCUCCCUCUCCCUCUCUCCGAGCGCUCCUACCGGAAAAGGCAAGACUCCGACCAGUCUCGGAAAGGUUUAACGGCCUAAAAAAUGGCUGUGCAAUCGAAAAGUUCAAGCAGCUGGCUAUUGUCUCUCAAAGUUCUGCUGGUAUCCAUGGCUGUUUUAUUUGUGGCUGUGGCUUUGAAGGUCUCGGUUCCGGUGAUUUCAGAGUUCGCGGUCAAUGAAGUUCCGCUGAUAUGGAGGUUGGUUCUCUCGUGGUUCCGGCCUCCUUAUCUCUACCUCGUUAUCAACUGUAUAAUCAUCACGAUCGUCGCGUCUUCGAAGUUUCAAAGCAAUACGGACAGUCAGCAGGAAGCGCCGGCGGUGGAGGCCAUCAAGGGUCCCGGAGGCAUGCGGACGGAUUAUUCCGUGGCGUACGGCAGCGUUGUCGGGAAUGCAGUGGAAACAGUGGAGUAUAAAAUGGCAGUGCCUGAGGCUGAGUACAGCCGCGUCGGAGAAGAUACACCAGUUUCGGAGACGAAAACUACGGUGAAUGAUGCUUCGGAGGUGAGCAGCGGUGCCGACCUUGCUAGCUUGAGGUCUUCGGGAACCCCGCAGAAGAAGGAUUCUGCUGCGGAAGAUUCGUUUUCCACCGAGAAGCCGCUCGUUUCUGCGAGGUUCGGUCACCGCAAAUCGGUCAAAGCCAGUCCUGAGGGUGGGAAGGCGUUGAGAGUUUCCAAGCCGAAACGGCAGGACACGCUGGAGAGCACGUGGAAGACGAUAACGGACGGCCGUCCCAUGCCGUUAGCUCGCCACUUGAAGAAGUCCGACACGUGGGAGACGCACGGGCGCCACGGCAGCGGCAAUGCGGCGGAGACGCCCGAUCAGAUGAAGAAAUCGGAGACGUUCAACGACCGCAGCACUGCCAACUCGGCGCUGACUCGGUCCCCCGGCUCGGGGAAGCUCAGGAGAGAACCGUCGCUGAGUCAGGACGAGUUGAACCGGCGAGUCGAGGCAUUCAUCAAGAAGUUCAACGAGGAAAUGAGGCUCCAGCGGCAGGAGUCUCUGAACCAGUACCACGGGAUGAUAAGCCGGGGUGCCCAUUGAAAUUUCGGAUAAUUUUGUGGGGUAAUAACCGAAAACACAAAAGUUUCUUUCGGUUUAGGAUCCUAUAGUUAGCAGAAAAUGAGGUGGCAACUCUCCACUCAAGGAAUCGGAUAGUUCUUCUUUAAGUCCUGUAAAAAUGAAUAUUUGUAUUUUGUUGCUCUCUGUUUUUUCGAUCGCAAGAAAAUAUUUCAUAGAUUCUCUUUA